AUGCAGGGCUUCAACAUGGGACGCUACGUCCCCCCCGACCUCGAAGGCACCACCUCCGGCAACAAGCUCAACCACAAACAUCCUCUCGGCCACCGCGCCUCCAAGCUCGCCUCCCACGGCAUCCUCACCGUGCGCUUUGAGAUGCCCUUCCCCAUCUGGUGCGCGCACUGCCCCAAGCCCACAAUCAUCGGCCAGGGCGUGCGCUUCAACGCCGAGAAGAAGCGCGCGGGCAACUACUACACCACGCCCAUCUGGAGCUUUCGCUUCCGCCAUGUCGAGUGUGGCGGGUGGAUUGAGAUGCGCACCGAUCCGAAGAACACGGCGUAUGUUGUCGUCGAAGGAGCGACGAAGCGCGACACGGGGGAGGAUAAGGUCUUGCCUGAAGAGAAUGUUAUCAUGACGGACGAGGAGAGGGAGGCGCUGAGGAAGAAUGCGUUUGCGAGUCUGGAAAAGACGAUUGCCGAUCGGGAGAGGUUGAAGAUGGCGACGGAGCGGAUUGAUGACUUGGCGGAUUUGUCGAAGAAGCACUGGGAUGAUCCGUAUGCGCAGAAUCAGAAGCUGAGAAGGGCCUUUCGCGUGGGCAGGAAAGAGAGGGAGAUAGCGGCGGCGGCGACGGAGGAUUUGAAGGAUAGGAUGGGGCUGGGGAUAGAAUUGCUACCGGAGAGGGAGGAUGAUGCUAAGAGGGCUGCGCUGGUGGAUUUUGGAGGAGACGAAAAGGGACAAGGAAAAGACGGCGAUGGGGGCAUCAAGGCGUUAUCGAAACCUUUGUUUGCGAGUACAGUUACAAAAUCGACAUCAACAACAACCAAAAAGCAACAUCAUUCAUCUUCGAGUUUCAAAGACACAAGAACAAAGGCCGAAAAGGAAGCAUCCCGCAGGAAAGAGACAUUUGUCGCACAGUUUAUAUCGAACACGCGAGCCGCACAGGACCCCUUUCUCGGCGGCGACAGAAGUGCUACGAAUAAAAUCUCUCUCGGUAUCAAGAAAAGGAAGCGGAUCGAUGGCGAGGCUGAGGCGGAUGAGAGACUUGCUGAAGAGCCGGAGGCUAAAGUGGCAGUAUCGGCGCUGGCGCCGGUGUCAACCGUGGGAUUGGUAGAGUAUGAUUCUGAUUGA
This is a messenger RNA of Trichoderma gamsii, 1113 nucleotides long. RefSeq lists its product as hypothetical. Gene Ontology annotation, biological process: mRNA splicing, via spliceosome. The transcript has a single exon. Gene Ontology annotation, cellular component: U2-type spliceosomal complex; post-mRNA release spliceosomal complex. Lineage: Eukaryota; Fungi; Ascomycota; Sordariomycetes; Hypocreales; Hypocreaceae. The coding region runs from base 1 to 1113 and encodes 370 amino acids. The record is from RefSeq and is a predicted model, not a curated record.